AUGUGCUUGGUUGUUUGUUCUCUUGUUGUUGGUUCUCUGUUGUUUUCAAAACUUGCAUUGCGGCUAAGAAAUCAUGAUAUCCAACCGAGACAAGAACUUGUUCAGGAAUACUUUUUUGGUUAUUUGGGUUACAAUUUGGAACCUUCUGAUGAUUUCUUCGAUCAAAUCCUCGGCCUUCCUAACUUCUCUGGUGGUGGGUUAGGCGGAGGAGGAGCACCGCCGAUGAUGCUGCAGUUGGGUUCAGGCGAGGAGGGGAGUCACAUAGGAAGUGGGAUUCACAGUCAGAUGUUUCCUCUAGGUUUGAGUCUUGAUCAAGUGAAAGGACCUAACUUUCUAACACCUGAAGGUGGUCUUGGAAGUGGGAAGCGUUUCUCAAAUGAUGUUGUUGAUCAUCGAUCCUCUUCUUCUAUGAAACCUAUAUUCCACGGGCAGCCGAUGCAACAGCCAGCUCCAUCAGCGCCGCAUCAGCCGACAUCAAUCCGACCUAGGGUUCGCGCUAGGCGUGGUCAGGCCACUGAUCCACAUAGCAUCGCUGAAAGGGUACGCAGGGAAAGGAUAGCGGAACGGAUCAGGGCGCUUCAAGAACUUGUACCUACUGUUAACAAGACAGAUAGAGCUGCGAUUGAUGAAAUUGUUGAUUAUGUAAAGUUUCUCAGGCUUCAAGUUAAGGUUUUGAGCAUGAGUCGUCUUGGUGGAGCCGGUGCUGUUGCUCCACUUGUUACUGAUAUGCCUUUGUCAUCAUCAGUUGAGGAUGAAGGGAGUGAAGGUGGAAGGACACCACAAGCAGCGUGGGAGAAAUGGUCUAACGAUGGGACUGAACGUCAAGUGGCUAAGUUGAUGGAAGAAAACGUUGGAGCUGCGAUGCAGCUACUUCAAUCUAAGGCUCUUUGUAUGAAGCCAAUCUCAUUGGCUAUGGAUAUUUACCAUUCUCAGCCUCCGGAUACUUCACCAUCCGUGGUUAAACCAGAGACGAAUCCUCCUCCACCCAAGGAUUCUUGUGCAAGUAAGGGCUUGUACAGCAAUCCAACAGCCCAUGACUCUGGUUUCUUGCUGUUUCACUUCCCUCCCACACCCGCUUCUUUGUGGGAGGUUGAUGAAGGAGCUUCGAGUAGUAGUAGUGGGAAGGUGUGGGACUUGUUGAGUUGA
Molecule: messenger RNA, 1146 nt
Organism: Eruca vesicaria subsp. sativa (arugula)
Lineage: Eukaryota; Viridiplantae; Streptophyta; Magnoliopsida; Brassicales; Brassicaceae
Source: the annotation of a GenBank genome assembly